Molecule: messenger RNA, 2332 nt
Organism: Papaver somniferum (opium poppy)
Lineage: Eukaryota; Viridiplantae; Streptophyta; Magnoliopsida; Ranunculales; Papaveraceae
Exons: 2
Coding region: 289-1014 (241 amino acids)
Source: RefSeq, a predicted model, not a curated record
UUCUUUAAUUUCCGGAUCUUGAUACAAAUUGUGCUGAGUACAGUACAUUUGGCAUCAGAGCCGUUUCUAUCCACGGCGGAGUUGGCUGUAAGGUUCGAAUUAAUGAAUCUACAGUUGAAGUAUAUUAGGUUUUCUUUGGAUAUGCCCUCACCAAAUCGAGAAUUUAACCUUCGGGCAACAGAUAUAAUGAUUACCAUUACAGAGAUGAGGUUGAAUUCAAUGAUUGCACUCGCCAAAUUGAAAAAUUAACAAUCAUCGAGACAACAGUUAGUUAAAGAAGUUGGGGUUAUGGGAGCAAUGAAGAGUGAGGAAGGGGAUUCUACAAAUUCAACUCGAGUUCCCGACCUAAUUGGUGGUUCUAAUUCUCAAAUUUCCACUUAUCCAAUUCCAAAUGAUAUUGGAUCUCAGAAGUUCAAAUCAAUUUCCAGGUGUAUUGAAGAGGAAUCUCUCGAUUUCGAAAUGAUUCCGUCAUUUUUAUUUGAGGAAAAAGAAGAUUCAGUGAAUUCAGAACCACAAGAAGAGAAAUCCCUCACUACUAGGAGUAACUCGAUUGAUGUUCUGCAUUUUCCAAGCAAAGGUGUUGAGAGUAAAGUGAUAAGGGACUUCAUCAGUCGAAACCAGGGUACAAUUGAUGGACAAUAUUGCCUAUACUUGAAGGAGUUUUUCAUUCUAGGCAACAAAGUAAACGGUAUGAAUUAUUCUUAUCUUCAUCUGGAUGAUGUUCGGUCGUUAUUUGAUAGAGGUAAAUAUGUUAUUGUCUUAUCAAUUUCUUAUGAGAAUUUGGUUAAUCCAUGGAUUCCUAGCUUGGGGUACCAGUCAGAUUUUCGGUAUAUACCUUCGAUUGUUAGUUUUUGUGUUAAUGAUGCUGCGAGUCUUGAUGAGAGAAUGUUGCUUGUUAAAAUGAUUGAUAGAACUAGACCUGUGUUACUCUUGCUGGGUAAAGUAAUUGAAAUGGAGAAGGUACUAGAACAUCAGGGUAUAAUUCCUUGGACUGUACUAUGGAGUUCACUCUAGGUAUUAUGUAAUUGAAGUGAACAUCAGUUCUGUCGAUAUCCAACUGAUGUUCACUCUAGGUAUUAUGUUAGACUUAAAUCUUAUAGCUUAUAUCGACUAUUGAGUCUAAUUUACCAAACCAUGGAAGUCUAUAUCAAGUUUCAGUUCUAUGUCAGAGUAGUGGGAACUCAUAGAUGGUUCACUGUGAAUUAUACUCUACUUGUGCUGCUAGUGGAGAUUUUAUUGAGCUGUGAAGGGGUUCCGGCAAUUUUCUGGAGUGUGAGAAUUUCCUUGGCGCAACUGUUAGAUUUAUGGUUCUCACCAACAAUGAGAUCUAGCUGGACAGAGUCUCUUGCAAUGGGAAUGAACCUGCUUGUUUGGACUGAUGAUUAUAUCGUGUUCAGUGUGCUUAUAUCUGAUGUCUAUGAGAGAAUUUCGAUAAGUGAAAGAGUUGCAGAUUAUAUUGUGAAGAACUGCGACACAGGAAAUCAUAUUUUCAAAAAUAGUUAUUUCUAUUUUCUUCUCAGACAAAUUCUUCCUUACACAAGCGACUUCACCAAGUGGCUGGCAGCAAUUAUCCUUGUGUGUAGAAAACAGGAAACAUAAUAAGUGCUCCAUGAUAGCAGCUGGGAGUUCGUCGAAAUGCACACAACUGAUCUUGAAGCGUAUGAAGUUCUUCACCAGUGAGGGAGCAACAAUUGCAGUUCCUCGUCCUAGCCAGAAGAAUUCCCCAAAUUCAGUACAGGCUGAUUUCUAUGCUACUACGUUUUUCGUGGUACUCAUGGAUGUGAAGAGGGACGUUACUGAAGUUCUUGCACAUCAGCUACAGGUAGAAUCAUCUGUCUUUGAAGUGCUUCUUUGGGAAAGUAACAUAAUCUUGGUCGAUAUUGAAGUUCAGGAGAUGUUGCUAGGAGUACACACAAUGCUGGACAGUGAGUUACUGGACUUCGUGUUAGGAUGUUUAUGGGCCUCGCAAGGAGAAUUAGUGGUCAUUGCAUCACAUGGGUUCCUACUGCACUACAUGGAAUGUCAUGGACCUACAUUGCAGAGGAAUAGCACCUCAGUUCUUAUCCUUGAGAACAAGGAUGUUUUGAAGGGGUGGGGAAUGUCAUGUACCUAUAUUGCAGAGGAGUGCCCCUAUCAUGGGGAGUGUCAAUGGGUAUUUUUACAGUUAGUAGUAUUUAACAUACAUAUGGGUGUCGUUAUCAGUUAUUAUCGAGAGUUAAGAUGUAACUAGAUGGAUUGUUUAUGGUCGUUAGAUUUGGUAGAUAAGCCUAGCUAUAUGAAGCGGCUUCUGUAUCAGAAGGAACUAAUCAAUGAAUGAAUGAAUAUCUCUCUC